AUGGAGAACGAACGCGGAGAGCUUGUCGACCUGUACGAUCCCCCAUCAUUUCCUGAGAUACCCGCCCCCACCGAGCAGAGCUUACGUCCCCGCAAGUGCAGCGCCACCAACCGCAUCAUCAAGGCCAAGGACCACGGCUCUGUUCAGAUCAGCAUCGCCAAGGUCGACGAGAACGGCAGAUUCAAUGGCGAGACCCAGGCCUACGCCCUCUGCGGCUUCGUUCGCGCCAUGGGCGAGUCCGACGACUGCAUGAACCGCCUCGCUCAGCGUGACGGCUACCUCAAGAACGUCUGGAGCGCCAGCCGAUAA
This is a messenger RNA of Aureobasidium vineae, 309 nucleotides long. The record is from the annotation of a GenBank genome assembly. Lineage: Eukaryota; Fungi; Ascomycota; Dothideomycetes; Dothideales; Saccotheciaceae.